Blumeria graminis f. sp. triticale is the source of this 81-nucleotide messenger RNA. The record is from the annotation of a GenBank genome assembly. Lineage: Eukaryota; Fungi; Ascomycota; Leotiomycetes; Helotiales; Erysiphaceae.
AUGUUUGUUUUCUAUUUUUCGUCCGCAUGGACGCCAGUGCUUACUGCCCUGGUGGCUUCGUCCUUGCUUCUUCCUAACUAG